CCAACGGUCGACGAAUGUGAUCGAAGAUGUCUUAAUCUUAUCCAAGAGGAGCACCGUGUGGUCUGGACGAGCGGCCGCGGUUCAUCUCGACCCACCGCGCGCAGUCCGGCCGCCUCUGUAUGUACUCUAGCUCCAUCCCUCUAGCUACCUCCUUCUCACUCACUUUCUUCCUACGCCUCGAUCGCUUUACCGAAUAUGGCCGCGCCUUCUCCUGCCGUCGCCGCCAACGGCGCGCCCUCCGUCGGGCUCCUGCCGCCGGGACGCCGUGCACCGUGUAGCGCCGUCCCGCUGCCGUCGAUGAGGAAUGGCAGCAGGGCCACGCCAGGGCGGGUUCGCGCGGUGGGCGACGUGGCGGCGGAGGGCAAUACCUUCCUCAUCGCCGGCGCCGUGGCAGUGGCCCUCGUCGGCACCGCCUUCCCCAUCUUCUUCUCCCGCAAAGACACGUGCCCCGAGUGCGACGGCGCCGGGUUCGUGCGCAAGUCCGGCUCCACGCUGAGAGCGAACGCGGCGAGGAAGGACCUGCCGCAGAUCGUCUGCGCCAACUGCAACGGCCUCGGCAAGCUCGGGCAGGUCGACAAGUAGAGUCAUCGAUCUCUGGCAUAAAAAAACACCUACACGUAUACACCCGCUGCCUGGAUCUUCUUCUUUCUGUGUGGAAUGCAUGAAUCUUACAGGACUGAAUUGAUCUAGCUACUUACAAAACUCGGCUUGCAUGGAUCGAUGCUGUACUGGCUAGAGCACUCCUGUAAAAUUCACGCGUUUCCCGCAGAAGCCUCCUUCACUUGUGUUCCUUGAUCUUUGUUGGUUAAUCUGUGUAAGUGUUACCAAUGUACGUGGUGUUAAUACGACUUGUGUUCCUAUAUAUGUAUAGAUACAUGUUUUGUGUUGUUUCACUUGUGGUCUAAGCAUGCAGACGGACUGUGUCUGUGUGUUUACAAAAAUAAAACAUGCGGUACACUCA
This is a messenger RNA of Lolium rigidum, 961 nucleotides long. RefSeq lists its product as uncharacterized. The transcript is spliced from 2 exons. NCBI's taxonomy places the organism in Eukaryota, Viridiplantae, Streptophyta, Magnoliopsida, Poales, Poaceae. Gene Ontology annotation, cellular component: chloroplast thylakoid membrane. The record is from RefSeq and is a predicted model, not a curated record. Bases 196 to 582 code for a protein of 128 amino acids.